Phoenix dactylifera (date palm) is the source of this 621-nucleotide messenger RNA. NCBI's taxonomy places the organism in Eukaryota, Viridiplantae, Streptophyta, Magnoliopsida, Arecales, Arecaceae. The record is from RefSeq and is a predicted model, not a curated record.
AAACACUACCACGCUUCCUUUCAAUCUCAUACACACCUGCAUUUAAUGCCACUAUCUACAUAUACUCUUCUCCUACUCUCAUCAAACUCCCACCCAAACAUCAGCUUUGCGACGAAAGCCACCAUGCCUUCUCUUCUUCUCUUCAUUCUCCUACUAUCUGUUUCUAUCAGUGCAUGCGAUGGCCGUCAUCCAAGUGUUCAUGACAAAGAUUUCACCAGAGCUUUCCAUCACUCAAGCAAGGAUGCUGCAGUCGCGAAGCUCGACGACAAGACUUCAGCCCCACUGAAGCCAGCAUCAUCAGAGGAAGAGAUUCGGAGCAGUGCAACCAUGGAAAGGCCGAAAGGCUUGGAGGCUCCUAUGAAGGUUGUCGAGCCAAAGAGAGAUGCAGUAUCAGAUGCUGUUCGAAUCCCAUCGCUGGCUAAGGUUUCAUGGCGUGUGCCUCGCGAAAAUCCAGGGUUCAAUUUGGAUUAUAUGGGCCCUAGAACACAUCCCCCAUCUCACAACUGAAGCCCUCUCUCGCUGUCCUCUUCCUACCUUCUCUUUAGAUGUUUAAAAUUAGUUAGGUAUCACAGGCUAUAUGCAUUUUGCUCGUUGCUAUGACCUGGUUCUCUUAUCAGUGUA